Homalodisca vitripennis (glassy-winged sharpshooter) is the source of this 1492-nucleotide messenger RNA. RefSeq names its product ganglioside-induced differentiation-associated protein 1 (gene Gdap1). The record is from RefSeq and is a predicted model, not a curated record. Bases 236 to 1381 code for a protein of 381 amino acids. Gene Ontology annotation, cellular component: mitochondrial outer membrane. Gene Ontology annotation, biological process: mitochondrial fusion; mitochondrial fission. The transcript has 5 exons. Lineage: Eukaryota; Metazoa; Arthropoda; Insecta; Hemiptera; Cicadellidae.
GGCAGGCACUUUCAUUCCGAUAGUAACAGUAACGCAAUUAGUCAGAAUAUUGGAAGAAACGCAUUUUACUUUGUGUUCAUAAUAAAAUAUAUACAGUGUGAAGAAGUGAUGGAUAGAAUCUUGACAAGGUCAUUUCUGAUUUAAUAUAAUACACACUUAUAAAUUUAACUUAUAUUUCUAUAAAAUGCUGGGCUGUGGUGACCUGAUGUAAAAGUAUUAGUUUGUGUAGAUUAAAAUGUUUUUUUCUCAAGCUGCCAAGGUCCUAUUAAAUAGAUUGUGUGCACUGAAAACUGGACAAUGUUUGUGUGUGGGUUAUGUAUAUAAUUUUUCUUAUUUUAGCAAUUCAAACUCUAACUUGCAGGAUCGUAACCUUAACAGCAAUUAUCAUACGGAUGUCAAAGUCAUGGCCGCAACGGGUAGUGAAGCAGUCUCUUCUCCCAAGGAACAAGAAAAGGGAAAUGGAUUAUUAUUGUACCUGAAUAAUUAUUCAUUCUAUGCUCAAAAGGUGAUCAUGGCACUGAUGGAGAAGAGGUUACCAUUCAAAUCUCAAGUUGUCAACAUAGCAAAGGGUGAACAGUAUCAACCAUGGUUUCUGGACAUAAAUCCUCGUGGAGAAGUUCCAGUGCUGAAAGAUGGUGUGAAAAUAAUCCCAGAUUCUGCACGGAUUAUAGACUAUUUAGAGGACAACUUCAGCAAUGGGGACACACGACUGAUACCUUUGGAUCAAGGGCCAGAAAUCCGCCAGAGGGUCCUACAUUUUCGAAACCUGUUGGAUCCCAUUCCAGCAAACGUAAUCACCAUUGGUUCGUUUUUACAUCCCAAAUUUGUUGGCAAACCAAAAGCACCAUUCAUUGCUCCUGUCAGGAAAGCUCUCGUAGCUGGUGAAGAAAAGAAUGUUGCGAAUCUUCGAAAGCUUGCGGAGAAACAUCCGAACAUCAAGAGAAUUUUGUUGGAGAAGGCAGAAGUUCAAGAGAAGAAGCAUCAAUUGGUAAUGGACGAGGCAUCAUUUGAAAAACUACUAGACCAAGUGGACACAGCCCUACAAGAAGUUGAGAAGGAACUUGCUUCUAGGAGUGAGAAUGACCCAAGGUGGUUGUGCAGCGAACGUUUCACUGUAGCGGACAUCAGCUUGACUAUCCUUCUAGACCGACUUUAUUUGCUGGGGUUAGAGACAAGGUACUGGAGUGAUGGCAAGAAGCCAGGCAUUGCACGGUAUUACGCUCGUGUAUGCCAACGUGAUACAUAUAAACAGACGGUGCCCUCGCAGAUAACUCAUCUCAAGACAUUUUUAGAGAUGCAGCCUGGGCUUGUUAUCGGAACUGUUAUCUUCACUGCGAUCGCUGUCAUCAUCGGGGGCUUUCUCUUCCUCAAGAAGAAAUAGAUGAGUUGGUUACCUCUUGCUAUCAUUCCAGUAGGAGUGCCCCUCACAGUACUUAGACUGAUUAUAAGUUUUGCUGUUCAUUUUUCAUAAAUAAAUAAUUCAUAGUUUGUA